UCGUGCUAAAUGGAAAAAGUCGCGCAACCAUAUCUAACAACUUUUAAUUUUCAAAUCGUGUUGAAAUAAAAAAUUAAAUAUACAUACAUACAUAGAAUUUAAAAGUCUGUAGGUAGCAGCUCUUUGGCUUAUCAGUUGAAAUUACCAGGUGGUGGAGAGUGUCCCUACUGUCUUUUUUUUAAUUAAUCUUCGUACACUCAAAAAAGAAAUAACAUGAUUCAAAUGAAUAUUUCCAUAUUCAGUCCAAUGUUUUAAUAUUUCGUCGUUAAUUCGUACACUUAACUAAAAUCAUAUUCAAAUGCUGUUUUAUUAAUGAGUAACAAAACAAGGUAUAUUUAAAUAUUGAUAAAUGCUUCACAAAUUACGGUGCAGUAUGAAUUUAAAGACGUUGCUUGUGUGCUGGAUCAUCGCCUUUAAUGCCAGUUUGGUAUUUGCGGUUAUAUCUGCCAAUUUGGAGGAUUCUUGUUCCGAAUGUUCAUUAUGUUUUGAGGAACCUGUUCCCAGAGAGGACGAUAUAAACUUUAGCUAUGAGGCUUUGAAGCUGCCCAGACCUACAACUGGUCUGCUUUAUCCCCGGGAAUCUGAGACCCGCGAGGUGCGCAGUCUGGACGGGCUGUGGCGCUUUAUCAAGUCCAACUCCAGCGAUUCGCAGCAGGGAUUGCUUGAGAAAUGGUACGAACUAGGAUUAGAGCAGACAGGAAUACCCACCAUGGCCAUGCCAGUGCCUGCCUCCUACAACGAUAUUACCGUACACGCUGCUCUGAGGGAUCAUGUGGGCAUAGUUUGGUACGAACGUAGUUUCUUUCCGCCCAACAGCUGGGAGAGAGAACAGCGGGUGUGGCUGCGUUUUGGCAGUGUGCAUUACAAGACUGAGGUCUGGAUCAAUGGUCACUCGGCGCUGAGGCAUAGCAUUGGCCAUUUGCCUUUUGAGGCGGAAAUAAGCAAAUUUUUGAAGUUUGGAGCCGAGAAUCGACUGACACUGAUGUGCGACAAUCGACUCAACGACACCACUGUGCCACAGGGCACGGUGGUAUAUAACUCAAGCGAAUCUAACAACGAGCCCCUGCAAACGUACACUUUUGAUUUCUUCAACUAUGCAGGCAUACAUCGAUCCGUCCACUUAUACACCACGCCGCUGGUUUAUAUCAGCGACAUAGCACUACAUACUGACGUACAAAACAAGAGGGGCCGUAUUGACUAUAAAUUAAUGGUUAAUCACGUUGAUCAGACGCCCUGCUUAUUGCGGGUGAGAUUGCUUGACAAGUCUGGCCAAUUGGUGAGAGAACAAGAGAAUACAAAUCUGUUAGACGGCACGCUCGUGGUGCCUGAUGUAAACCCUUGGUGGCCGUAUCUGAUGCAUGAACAGCCUGGCUAUUUAUAUAAUUUGGAGUUUGCCAUACAUGCCAAGGACACGAUGCGGCUAUUGGAUGUUUAUCGGAUGCCCGUGGGAAUACGCAGUGUAGAGUGGAAUACAAAGAGUCUGUUUAUAAAUGGAGUCCCAGUCUAUUUGAGGGGCUUCGGCAAGCAUGAGGACUCGGAUAUACGCGGCAAGGGCCUGGACUAUGCUCUGCUCGCCCGCGACUUUAGUUUGCUAAAGUGGGUGGGUGCCAAUGUCUAUCGCACCUCGCACUAUCCCUACUCCGAGGAGUCCAUGCAUUUCGCCGAUGAACAGGGUAUUAUGAUCGUCGAUGAGUGUUCCAGCGUCAACGCGGAUAUUUUUGGGCUUGAACUGCUGCAGAAUCAUAUGUCCGCAUUGGAACAACUUGUACAUAGGGAUCGGAACCAUGCCAGUGUUAUUGCCUGGUCUAUAGCAAACGAGCCGCGAACAGCCAAAAACGCUUCGAAGCCCUAUUUUGAUAAGUUAACAGCCUAUGUGCGCACCAUCGCGACAGAUCGACCACUGACGGCAGCCACUAAUGUGGAAUGGGACAAGGAUCACAUGGUACAGUUUCUGGACAUCAUUGGCUUUAAUCGUUACAAUGCUUGGUAUCAUAAUGAAGGCCAAGUUGACAUUAUAGCAAAAAACGUUUACAACGAGGCUAAUGAUUGGUAUAAUCGUUUCCAACGACCCAUCAUAAUGUUUGAGUACGGCGCUGAUACAAUGGAGGGUUUUCACAUGUUACCGGCUUUCAUAUGGUCCGAAGAUUAUCAGGUAGCUCUCUUUACGCAGCAUUUCCAAGCCUUUGAUAAGCUGAGGAAUCAGGAAUGGUUUAUCGGCGAAUUUGUUUGGAACUUUGCUGACUUCAAAACGGCACAAAAAUAUCAUCGUGUUGGCGGCAACAAGAAAGGAGUCUUUACGCGCAAUCGUCAGCCCAAGGAAGCUGCAAUUUUGCUUCGUCGACGCUAUCAUGCACUUGCGUUCAAGUUGAGCAAUGUAAGCUUGCCGUCCGAUUUGUUUGACUAUAUUAUAGACUGGUCCUAGAUUACGUGUAUAUAAAUAUAUCUAAGUAUGUCAUCAUUGGGAAUAUA
Molecule: messenger RNA, 2469 nt
Organism: Scaptodrosophila lebanonensis
Lineage: Eukaryota; Metazoa; Arthropoda; Insecta; Diptera; Drosophilidae
Product: beta-glucuronidase-like
Exons: 6
Coding region: 350-2422 (690 amino acids)
Biological process (GO): carbohydrate metabolic process; glucuronoside catabolic process
Molecular function (GO): beta-glucuronidase activity; carbohydrate binding
Source: RefSeq, a predicted model, not a curated record